This is a messenger RNA of Perkinsus marinus ATCC 50983, 989 nucleotides long. RefSeq lists its product as hypothetical. The transcript is spliced from 10 exons. The record is from RefSeq and is a predicted model, not a curated record. Bases 1 to 957 code for a protein of 318 amino acids. Gene Ontology annotation, molecular function: metal ion binding. Lineage: Eukaryota; Perkinsozoa; Perkinsida; Perkinsidae.
AUGCAUCGCGGCCUUACUAAACGAGCAGUACUUCAGGAGAAGGGAGUGGCUGACAGCCUCGAUCAAAUACUGGGAGACUUUGACAGUGCUGUGAAGCAACACGGUGUGAAGGCUGAGUGCCUCAUGCUGGGUAACAUCAAGAAGGAUUUCGUGGAGGAGAUAGAAAGCAUGGUGGAGGCUGAGAUGAAGGCACACUCAAUCCAGCAUCUGAAAGCCAGCGAAUUCCCUCGUCUCCAAUGUUUGGAGAUUCCGUUGGGUCACACAGUGUACCUUGAAGAGACCCAGGACCCCACAGAACAAAACAGUGUGCUGGAGACAUAUUUCCAGUGCUCUUCGAAUAACAUUCGGGAACGAGUUCUGCUGGACCUGUUGGAGUCUGUCAUGGAGGAGCCACUCUUCGAUACACUACGGACGAAGCAACAACUCGGAUACAGUGUUUUCUGUGGCGUUAGGCUCACUGGAGGGGUCCUCGGCUACGUGGUGGUCGUGCAGUCGGCAGUUGCAGGCCCGGCAACUCUGUGGGAGAGAGUUGAUGAGUUCUUGCGGGACUUCAGGAAGUCGGUAUUGGUGGACAUGAGCGAGGAAACCUUCGCCUCACAUGUUGUGUCCUUGGCACGGAGUAAGUUGGAGCCGCCACGCACCUUGACGGAAGAGGCCACGACUAUGUGGUGUGAGGUCCAGGAGAGUCGAUACAACUGGAACGGUUGCAUCGAGGAGACCAAGGAGCUCGCUGGCAUGAAGAAGCAGGACUUGAUCGACUUGUAUGACGAGUUCUUCUCGGAGGAGAAUCGCAGGAGAAUAUUCAGCGUAGCGCUCGUCGGCUCAGGCUCUAAAUACAGUUAUGAUGCUGAAAAGAAGAGCUUCCAGUCCAUGAAGGGCGUUGCCUUGGCUGACUCCGUUCAAGAGUUUAGAGCCAGCUCCCAUUAUCUUGAGAACCCUAGCUAUCGAGGACAGUGAAUCGGAAAGGGUUAGUUUCUGUGUUACCGGAA